Molecule: messenger RNA, 1487 nt
Organism: Salvia splendens (bonfire salvia)
Lineage: Eukaryota; Viridiplantae; Streptophyta; Magnoliopsida; Lamiales; Lamiaceae
Product: putative aminoacrylate hydrolase RutD
Exons: 11
Coding region: 30-1199 (389 amino acids)
Molecular function (GO): catalytic activity
Source: RefSeq, a predicted model, not a curated record
AGCAGAACACACGAUCAAGGGGGAGGGAAAUGCCGCUUUGCGAAGUGGGUAGGCAUCACAUAGAUGGCAAUGGAAUCCAACUUUUCUACAGAACAUACGGGAAAGGACCAAUCAAAGCUCUCAUGAUCAUAGGAUUGGCCGGGACCCACGAUUCCUGGGGGCCGCAGAUAAAUGGUCUGGCCGGGACGCUGAGGCCGAACGACGACGAGUCGCCGCCGCUGGAAGAUCCGAGCGGUGCCGGAGCGGCGGGCGUCGAGGUCUGCGCUUUUGAUAACCGUGGAAUGGGGCGAAGCUCCGUUCCCACAAAAAAGUCAGAAUACACGACGAGUAUAAUGGCAAAAGAUGCACUAGCUCUGAUGGAUCAUUUGGGAUGGAAAAAAGCUCAUGUGUUUGGCCACUCAAUGGGUGCUAUGAUUGCUUGCAAGCUUGCUUCAAUGGUGCCCGAGCGAAUUUCAUCCUUGGCAUUGUUGAAUGUAACUGGUGGGGGUUAUGAAUGCUUACCAAAGUUUGACCGUCAAACUCUGUCAAUUGCUCUGCGUUUUCUGAGGGCAAAAACACCUGAACAGAGAGCAGCCGUAGAUUUAGAUACCCACUACUCACAGGAAUAUCUUGAAGAGUACAUUGGACUAAAGACUAGAAGAUCAAUUUUAUACCCAGAAUACGUAAAAGCCAUAUCAUCAACUGGUAUGCAGUCAAAGUAUGGAUUUGAUGGGCAGAUUAACGCGUGUUGGACCCAUAAAAUGUCUAGAAAAGAGAUAGAAUCUAUCCGUAUGGCUGGAUUUCCAGUAUCAGUAAUUCAUGGCAGACAUGAUGUAAUUGCUCAGCUAUCCCAUGCAAAACGACUUGCAGAGAGAUUAUAUCCAUCUGCAAGAAUGGUUGAACUUAAUGGUGGCCAUCUAGUAAGCCAUGAGAGAACCGAGGAGGUAAAUAAAGCUCUUCUAGAGUUGAUCAAGGCUUCACAAAGUAGGGCAAGUUCAUACGAAUGGACAAAUUUGUCCACUAAAAGCAGUGUGUGCAAGGCUUCUCAGAUAACAGCAUGGAGAGCAAUCAGAUCGUCUUUCAUUCUUGAAAGCGUAGAGAAGCUACAUAUAUUGAUGCUGUACUUUUUUGGGCUCUUUGUACUAGCCUUUCAGCAUUUACGAAGAGGCAUGAUGAGGCUUAAGCCAGUCAAGGUAGAACCAGCAGCACUUACUAACUAACACAGGAUGUGGCCUUUCCCUACUCUGGGAUUCGAUUUUUCUUCAUUUACUAUCGUCUACAGAUUGUCAAUCCGGGCACAGAUGAAUUAUACAACGAGGGUUGAAUGCCAAGGAAAUCCGUAGGAACUUGUGCUCUUUCAAGAAUCAAGAUCAAGUGCUAAUAUCUACACAAUUUUCUGAACAUUCAAAUAAAAAUGACACCUUUUUUCCUUCCCGUGUGGACUAUACAGAUACAAUGUAAAUUGUGAUACAACAUAUUGAGCAAUGAAAAGUGAUUAUAUGGAAUUA